AUGAACGCACUACAGGAGUACAAGGACAGUGUGCAGGAGAGACUGAACAGCGCUGACCUGCUGGUUUCCAAAGCGGUCCAUGAGAACAGUAUUUUGACUGAACGGUUGGAGACGCAAGAACGCGAGUUGGAGGCUCUCAGGAAGCGUGUAGCUGAGUUGGAGGUAGACUGUCAAGGUGCUAAGGACGACAGGAACAGCAGCGUGGAGGAUCUGCAAGUCAUCAAGGAUUUUUUCUCGCAUCUGUGCGAUGUGCGCGUACAUAGCCGCCCUACGGAGGACGAGCAAGGUAUGUGGUUCAACGUCUCUCAGAAAUCGCAUCGCUCCCCUGCGGUCGCUCUCGAUUACAAACUUGGGUUUGUCAGGGGCGCAGAGAGCGGGUCUACGGAGAUCAUAUACCUGCCGCUGUUGAAACAGUUGACGUCACAGGAACUUUCGCAUUUGCAAAAGGUGCUCCCGGAAUACAUGUUCGACACGCUCUCUUUCCCCCUUGACGCAUUGAAUCAAUUCUACACGAAGAUGUCAAAAUGUUUAAAUAAAGAACGACAGUGA
Huiozyma naganishii CBS 8797 is the source of this 549-nucleotide messenger RNA. RefSeq names its product Csm1p (gene CSM1). Gene Ontology annotation, biological process: homologous chromosome segregation; meiotic sister chromatid segregation; attachment of mitotic spindle microtubules to kinetochore. Gene Ontology annotation, cellular component: monopolin complex; chromosome, centromeric core domain; nucleolus. Gene Ontology annotation, molecular function: microtubule site clamp; protein binding. The coding region runs from base 1 to 549 and encodes 182 amino acids. NCBI's taxonomy places the organism in Eukaryota, Fungi, Ascomycota, Saccharomycetes, Saccharomycetales, Saccharomycetaceae. The transcript has a single exon. The record is from RefSeq and is a predicted model, not a curated record.